AUGCCGCGUCGAUCCCAUGACAGUGGUGACCUUUGUGCCGUAUUCAUCCACGCUGGAGCCGGGUAUCAUAGCCAUCAGAAUGAGCGGAUGCACCUGACAGCUGUGAAUGAUGCGGCUAAGGUGGCAAUGGCUGUGUUGAAGAACGGAGGCGAAGCCACCGAUGCAGUCGAGAUGGCAAUCCGACUGCUGGAGGACAAGGAGAUCACAAAUGCUGGAUAUGGGAGCAACUUGACCAUAGAGGGCCAGGUUGAAUGUGACGCUACCAUGAUCGACCACCUGGGCCGCAGCGGGGCAGUCGGGGCAAUAUCACAAGUCAAAAACCCCAUCGCGGUAGCCCGCCUGGUUCUUGAUGAAUCCACGAAGCCUCUGUCUCUACAACGGGUGCCGCCUAAUCUCCUUGUCGGGCCUGGAGCAACCGACUAUGCAGCUGACAAAGGCGUGCCUAUCCUGCCUCCAGACUUCCUAGUCUCGGCAAAUGCUCGCGAACGUUGGUUCAGAUGGAAAAUAGAUCUUGAGGAGGCAAGGAUGAAAGAAUCCGAGGACCCUGGGCAAGAGCAGACACAAUGGCAAGCUUCCACCAUCGGCCAAGGGCUCCCUUCUACCCCUCCAACACCAGGCUUCGCCAGUUCUUCACCUUCUCCAUCAACACUUGUGCCGCGUCCGACCCUGUCAAAGCUUCCUCCCAUGGUUCGGCCGUUGGUCGCUUCGGCUGCAGACAUACCAAAUUUAGCACGGGUAGGAGAUGACAGGAACCCAAGAAUUCCCUCACCCAAGAACAUGUCGCCCGUCUUCGCAACAGGGCAACACAGUGCCACCGAACCUGGAUCAGCCGAUGAAUCGGAGCCGGCCACUGAUGACCACCCACCGUGGCUGAGGUCGGCCCCCAAGCGGCAGAAGCUAAAUGGAUCUUUCGAUGGUCCAAUGAGUGACGAGGUUGAGAUCUCCAAGAAUCAUCUUUUAGUGGUGACACAAGAAAUCGGUGCGAGGGACGAUGGCCGAGAAGACAAUAUCACCGACACGGUAGGAGCAAUAGCAGUGGAUUGCUUUGGUCGAAUAGCCGCCGGCUCGUCUUCCGGAGGGAUCGGUAUGAAACACAAAGGGCGCUGUGGCCCGGCAGCUCUUGUUGGAAUUGGCACAUCCGUGAUUCCUGCCGAUCCACAAGAUCCAACACAAACGUGUGUUGCCACUGUCACCAGUGGUACAGGAGAACACAUGGUCACAACGACUGCGGCGGCCACUGCGGCGGAUCGGAUUUACAGUUCGGUGCGCAAGGAAAACGGCAAGCUGACGGCGUGUAACGAGGACGAAGCCAUGCAUUCUGUCAUCCAGCACGACUUCAUGACCCACCCUGGAGUCAGUAAUAGCCACUGCGCCGGGGCCAUUGGCAUUCUGGCGGUAAAGAAAUCCCGCGAUGGCAUUCACUUUUACUUUGGUCACAACACGGAUUCGUUCGCUUUGGCGUCCAUGCACUCGGAAGAACGGAAACCGGUGUGCACAAUGUCGCGAAGCAAAGGACAUGGUUCGAUUGCGCAGGGCGGUCGAGCUACUCGAGCCAAAGGUGGCCGGCUCCGAGGCUGA
Molecule: messenger RNA, 1578 nt
Organism: Capronia epimyces CBS 606.96
Lineage: Eukaryota; Fungi; Ascomycota; Eurotiomycetes; Chaetothyriales; Herpotrichiellaceae
Exons: 1
Coding region: 1-1578 (525 amino acids)
Biological process (GO): protein maturation
Molecular function (GO): threonine-type endopeptidase activity
Source: RefSeq, a predicted model, not a curated record